AUGCAUCUCCCAUCCUCGCUCCUCCUCCUCGCCGCGUCCCUGCCCCUGGGCAUGGCCGCUGGCAAGGGCAAAGGCAACGGCAAGAACUGCAAGGGCCUCGACGUGCUCGCCAAGAAGGCCGGCCUCAAGUACUUUGGCGCGGCCACCGACUCCCCUGGCCAGCGCGAGCGUGCCGGCUACGAGGAGGUCUAUCCCCAGUAUGACCAGAUCAUGUGGGAGUCGGGCGAGUUCGGCCAGACCACGCCCACCAACGGCCAGAAGUGGCUGUUCGCUGAGCCCACCCGUGGCGUCUUCAACUACACCGAGGGCGAGAUUGUGACGUCGCUGGCCAAGAAGCACGGCAUGUACCUCCGCUGCCACGCCCUCGUCUGGCACAGCCAGCUCGCUCCCUGGGUCGAGAGCACCACCUGGACCGCCGACGAGCUCCGCAAGGUUAUUGUCGACCACAUCACCAACGUCGCCGGCCACUGGAAGGGCCAGUGCUACGCCUGGGACGUCGUCAACGAGGCUCUGAACGAGGACGGCACCUACCGCCAGUCCGUCUUCUACAAGGUCCUCGGCGAGGAGUACAUCAAGCUGGCCUUCAAGACGGCCGCCGCCGUCGACCCCCAGGCCAAGCUGUACUACAACGACUACAACCUCGAGUCGCCCAGCGGCAAGACCGCCGGCGCCCAGCGCAUCGUCAAGAUGCUGCAGGCCGAGGGCAUCAAGAUCGACGGCGUCGGUCUGCAGGCCCAUCUGGUUGCUGAGGGCCACCCCACGCUCGACCAGCACAUCGAUGCCAUCAAGGGCUUCACGGACCUCGGCGUCGAGGUCGCUCUUACUGAGCUCGACAUCCGCCUCACUCUCCCCGCCACUGCCGAGAACCUGGCCCUUCAGAAGGAGGCCUACAAGAACGCUGUUGGCGCUUGCGUUCAGGUCGACGGCUGCGUCGGUGUCACCCUCUGGGACUUCUAUGACCCCUUCAGCUGGGUCCCUUACGUCUUCCCCAGCGAGGGUGCUGCUACGCUGUGGUUUGAGGACUUCACCAAGCACCCCGCCUACGACGGUGUUGUCGAGGCCCUGACCAACAAGACUAGCAACGGCAAG
Parathielavia appendiculata is the source of this 1089-nucleotide messenger RNA. Its product is annotated as glycoside hydrolase family 10 protein. The annotation marks the transcript as partial. Gene Ontology annotation, molecular function: hydrolase activity, hydrolyzing O-glycosyl compounds. Gene Ontology annotation, biological process: carbohydrate metabolic process. The record is from RefSeq and is a predicted model, not a curated record. NCBI's taxonomy places the organism in Eukaryota, Fungi, Ascomycota, Sordariomycetes, Sordariales, Chaetomiaceae. The transcript is spliced from 3 exons.